This is a messenger RNA of Penaeus chinensis, 1516 nucleotides long. RefSeq names its product TBC1 domain family member 19-like. The transcript is spliced from 12 exons. Lineage: Eukaryota; Metazoa; Arthropoda; Malacostraca; Decapoda; Penaeidae. The record is from RefSeq and is a predicted model, not a curated record. Bases 76 to 1407 code for a protein of 443 amino acids.
ACACUUAUCAAGGUUCCCUCUUUGCUUUCUUUGCUUAGACUCAUCCCGCAGAAAAGUUUUGCAUCAAAAGCCACCAUGUUGCGUCACGAACUGGGAACCAACAUUACUGCCAUCGUGAACAGGCUGGCGUCGGAGCUACAAAACACCUCCUUCUAUGCGGAUUUCCUCACAGAUGUUCAGACGGCUAUGGCCACGCAGAACUUCAGUACGGAGCGCUUUAGUACUGAAUGCUACGAGUGGACCCAAGGCAGCUCCCUAGACACGCGGCUUCGGAAUGCUCUCUAUCAUCUGAUGCACGUCCAGCCAACACUCCUUGCUAACCCCGACACUCCUCGCCAUGUCCUGAAGGAACCACUCGCCUACGUCAGGAAAGCACAGAGUUCAUGGGAACGUCGGCUUGUGAAGUGCGUGAACAGCAUGGCGACCGAGCUGAGCAUUCCUCUAGCUCGACGUCGAACAAAGCAGGAGAGAGAGGACGUGUCAGAACGCUGGUUUGAACUGUCAACCGAUGAGUCAGAUCUGACCAUGAUUAGACCAGUCUAUGCACCGAAGGAUUUUCUUGAGGUUCUUUCCAGCCUGAGGAACCCAAACUAUGACGAAUCUACUGAUGAGAAUCUUUGGGGUUGUAUUCAACUGCCCGUCAAGGUUAAAGACAUAAAGGGUUUGGUAGAGGUGUACGGAGAGUUGGCAUGUUGUUGCAAGCACACAGGUCUUGACGAAACAGUACCGGGGGAGCAUAAGCCAAAUCUCACACUGGCAGACGAAAGACUUAUAAUUGGCCAAAAAGUGGUGGAGAAGAACCAUGGUCCUCUCAGCAAGGAGUUUUGCAAGACAGGAUGCCCCGCGGGACUCCGGGCGGUGCUGUGGCAUCAGGUUCUUGGGCUCGAGGUCACUGACAAGCACUGUAAAUACUUUGACGAACUGAAGAAAAGGGUCGUACAACAUGAACUACUUGUUGAUAAACUGAUCAUGAAGGAUAUACAACUAACUGCUUCAAAUGACGAUCAGUAUUUCGUGUUUGAAGAUAUCCUUUAUCAGGUGCUGCUGUGCUUCUUCAGGGACACGGAGAUGCUGAGCCACUUCGAACACAGCAGUGCCUCCCCCCCUCUGUCCGUUGCCAGGGGCCAGACUCCCUCCCCAGAUACCCUCGUGGCCUACCCUCCAUGUGGCAUCAUUCCCUUCCAUGGAUUCACGAUGUAUGCGGCUCCUCUCAGCUGUUUGUACGAGGAUCCCGUUCAACUUUAUUUCACUUUUCGGGAAAUGUAUUGCCGUUACUGGUACCGUCUCCAUGUUGUUACAAGUCAUACCCAGGGCGCGGCGGCCUUGGCUCUGCAGUUUGAGCUUCUGCUGCAGAGUUCAGAAACACGACUUUGGCAACACUGUGCUGCAAUGGGAAUACAGCUGUAAGUUCGGAAAUCAACAUGAAUUCUCAUUCUCGAACUUGUAGUUUCGGGUAGUCGGCGUUGUUAUUUUUGUAUCUCUACGUAUAGUUAAAGUCAUCUUUGAAUUUCUGUAU